AGCCUCCAUUCCACCGACCACGUCGAGGCCGACACAACGUCUGGAGAACACGCCGACACGCCGUUCGAGGCCGACACAAUGUCUGAAGAAUACGCUGGCAUGACGUUCGAGGGAGGAGCCUUCGAGAGCGCCAUGGACUAUGUCGAUCAACUCGAGCUCGAUGCCGACGCAGAGAUGAGAAAGCUGCAAGAUCAAGCCGAAGGGCCGCCAGGCACCGAAGGGUGGAUCAGGACCCGGUGGAUGUAUCAACUGAUUCGCUUCCGGCGUGGUCUCAAGGGCGCAGCCCUGGUCUGGUAUCAAAGCCAAGACGACGAGACAAAACAAGACUGGCUUGAGAUGUCGAGUCGAUUCCGAACGCGGUUUCCGGAGCCCUCCGAUCGAGCCCUGUCGGAGGCCGACGGCUCGGCCUCUGGCAGAAUCGUGGAGGACGGAAAAUAUGCACAGGACGCUGGAAGAUCCCCCGAAUCCAACAGAGAGAAACGCAUCACGUCCUCGACCGAAGAGCUCAGAGCCGAGUCUCUGGCCGCAUGGGCCCUGAACGCGGCCUACUGGGACGAUACGGUCGGGCGGGACGGCAACAUCUACUGGAAGCGGCUGCAGGAGCCGUCGCUGCGCCGCCUCGUCUUCGGCGCCGGCGGCGUGCGGCCGGGCUUCAAGGCCCUCGACCUGUGCGGCGGCAACGGCAUCGUGGCGCGCUGGCUUGCGGACCCGGGCCACGGCGCGCGCGCCGAGCAAAUAACCGCCACGGACGGGUGCACCGCCAUGCUGGAGCGGGCGCUCUCCCGGUGGAGGGCCCAGAAGGACGCCUGGGAGGAGGGCCCCGACCGGCCGCCACCGCCGCCGCUCCCCUUCAGGUCUCUCGACGUCUGCGAUGCCAGGGCGCUCGUUUUCGAGGGCACGCACGGCCCUUACGACCUCGUCACCAUGAACAUGGCUAUUAUGGAUGUGCCGACCCUUGAGCCCCUGGCUGAAGCCCUGGCCUUCGGUGGUCUUCUGCGCCAGGGAGGCAUAUUUGUCGCCACGCUCCUCCACCCCGUCUUCUUCACGUCCAACGCCGCCAAGAACCUGGAGCUCAAGUUCGACGGGGCGACGGGCGACCUCCAGGUGGUGCGCACCAAGAUCAUUCGUGAUUACCUUUUCGUCCCACCCAUGAAGGGGAUCGCGCUGCCGGGCCAGCCCGUGAAGCAGCCGUGCUUCCAUCGGCCGCUGCACGAGGUCUUCAGACCAUUCUUCGCCGCCGGCCUGGUCAUGGACGCCAUGGAGGAGCCUGCCUUUACCGAGGAGGACCACGACCCGAACAGAAUCGAGGCGAGCAAGAACUACACGCAGCUGCCGGCCAUCCUGUCCUUCCGGAUGAGGCGGCCGUAAGUGGCGGCGAGCAAUUUGGUGCUUGACCGGGCAAAAAAAAAAUUUUGCAUGCUAGUGUUCAUGCUGUGCACCCUUCUCUUUUUUCUGAGCCGACACGAGGCGCGAGACCGGUCAACAAGCCAGAGGGGGAUGUGAUGUAAUUAGGGUUCCACGAAAGCACAGGCAGCAGAUGCUGUGGGAAAUAAUAGCAAGCGUGGUCAAAGAGGGCCUUGAAUGUGUGCGUUUAUGUGCCCGGUGAGACCCGAAGUGAACCGGAUCGGCACGCGCCGAACAUUACCCGCCUUGACCGGUGAGUCUGUCUAUCGACCCCCGACAGAUUGCUCCUGCUGGUUGCCGUGAGGUUCAUGUGUUUGUUCAUAUCGCCACCUGCCC
Molecule: messenger RNA, 1740 nt
Organism: Gaeumannomyces tritici R3-111a-1
Lineage: Eukaryota; Fungi; Ascomycota; Sordariomycetes; Magnaporthales; Magnaporthaceae
Exons: 3
Coding region: 79-1368 (429 amino acids)
Source: RefSeq, a predicted model, not a curated record